AUGAGUAGUUUCGAUACUAAAUUGAAUUUUUUGUAAUAAGAAAUCAAAAUACUGACUGAAGAGAAUAAGGAAUUAAGAUAACUAAUUUAGAUGAAUAAAGAGAUUCUUAAAAUAUAUAGAGGACAAACAAGUACUAAUGUAAUAACUAUAAAAAUUAAAUUAGACUUUGCCAAGUGGUCCUUUAAUUACUUUGGAAGUUUGUAAAACUGAGACUUAUGAAAGUAAUGAUAUUCAAAUUAUGCUCUCUCAAUUAAUAGAAGAAAAUUGUAAAUUGUUUUCUUUUAAUGAAGACCUAAUAAAAUAAAGAGAUGAUUUGAGAGCAUAGGUUUUUUGAUUUUAUGAUUGUUAGAAUUUACUUUUGUAAUAAAUAGGAAUAGAAAAUUCUUAAAGAAUAUUGGAUAUUCAAAGUGAGAAAUAAAUAAAGUUGAUUGACCUAUAGAAUUAGCUUCUAGUUAAAGAUAAUCAAAUAAUUGAAUUAAAUGAAUAAUUAUAAAGUUUGCUUUAAAAAAAAAGAAUGAGAACCAAAAUUGUAUUAAUUUAUACAUAUAAAAGCCAAUAUCAAUAUAGAAUGAAUAUUUGACCUUUUAAAACUAAAUGGAAGCAAUGUAUAAAAUGCUCAUAAAAUACUAUGAAGAAAAUAGAUUAUAAAAGUAAGAAAAUAAGAAAUUGUCAAUGAUAAUUGAUAUAGUAAAGAAUGAUAAAAUAGAAGAUAAUAAUAAAUAAUUAAAUGAAUAAAGUCCAUAAUUAAAUGAAUCUAGUUUUGCUGAUAUAUUACCUGCUUAGAUUUCUACUACUCAAAAUCAUUAAAUUAUGAUUCCAAAAUUAAAUCUUGGAAAAGCUUAAAAAAUAUAAUAGUUAACAGUUGAAAAAUAAUUAGAGUAAGAAGAAUAAUAAAUUUAAUUGGACAAAGUUUUAUAAAUGGACUAGAAAUAUUAUUAAUCAAAUAAAUCACAAACUCCAUAAAAUAAAAAUGGAUAUUACAUAAAUCCUAAUAAAUUAUUAAUUCAACUUACAUCUCUAGCUGAUUAAAAUAAAACACUUUAAAAAGAAUUAAAUUAGUGCAAGACAAAAUUAUAAGAUGAAUUGCUAUUAAAUAAAGCUUUAGAAAGUAAGUUAGAAGAUAUGAAUAGAUAUGUCAAUGAAUUAGAAAGUACUAAUGAACUAUUGAUUAAAUCUUAAAUUGUUUUAGAAAACAAUUUUUAAAAACUAAAAUAAUUUAUUAUUUAAGGUAAGAAAGAACAAUAACUUAUUAAACAUAAAUACAAUGUUUCUAUGCAAAAUUUAAGUUAAAUGAAUUAGUAAACAAAGAAAAGAUGCAAUUCUGGGUACUGA
This is a messenger RNA of Paramecium primaurelia, 1332 nucleotides long. The record is from the annotation of a GenBank genome assembly. NCBI's taxonomy places the organism in Eukaryota, Ciliophora, Oligohymenophorea, Peniculida, Parameciidae.